Molecule: messenger RNA, 3688 nt
Organism: Grus americana (Whooping crane)
Lineage: Eukaryota; Metazoa; Chordata; Aves; Gruiformes; Gruidae
Gene: SPRED2
Product: sprouty related EVH1 domain containing 2
Exons: 6
Coding region: 565-1824 (419 amino acids)
Biological process (GO): negative regulation of MAPK cascade; multicellular organism development
Cellular component (GO): membrane
Molecular function (GO): protein kinase binding
Source: RefSeq, a predicted model, not a curated record
GGCCGGGCCGGGGCGGGCCGCGCCGCCGCGGGGGAGGUGCCACUGGCAGGCGCGUCUCCUCCUUCCUCGCCGCCGCGGCUCCCUCCCUCCCGCCUGGGUCCGGCGCUGCCCUGCCCGCUCCCGGCGGCCGCGGCCGCUCGGCAGCGCCGCCGCUUCCUGCCGGGGUUCCCCCCCUCCCUCUCCGCUCCGCCGCCACCCGCGGCGCCCCGCCAUGGCGUGAGCGCGGCCAUGGGGCUGGCCCGGCGCCGCCGCCUGCCCCCGGGCGCUGCGCCGCUCCCCCGGGCCCGGACCCCGCGCCGCCGCCGUCGCCGCCGCGCCCCGCCGCGCCCCCGCGGCGCGCUGACCGCCGCCUCUCCUCCUCCUCCGCCCCCUACCGCUGCCGCCGCCCGGCGACGAGCGCGGCCGUAACCCCCCCCCUCCACCCCCGCCCCCCCGCCGCCGCCCGCGCUCCCGCGCCGUCGGGCCCGGCGCGGCCGCCAGCCCCGGCCCGCCGCGGCGCGGCCUCCCCCGCCAUGUGAAGCGCAGGAAGAUGCGGAGGCGCAGCCCGGCCGCCCGCGGCGAGGGAUGAGCCUAGACGGGGAGAAGAUGACCGAGGAAGCCUACCCUGACGAUGACAGCUAUAUUGUGCGAGUCAAAGCUGUGGUUAUGACCCGAGAUGACUCCAGUGGGGGAUGGUUGCCGCAAGAAGGAGGCGGUCUCAGUAGAGUUGGCGUCUGCAAGGUCACGUACCCAGAGGGCAAUGGAAGAAGUGGAUUUCUAAUCCAUGGUGAAAGGCAGAAAGACAAACUGGUGGUGCUGGAGUGCUUUGUGAAGAAGGACCUGGUGUACACAAAGGCGAACCCCACCUUCCACCACUGGAAAGUCGACAACAGAAAGUUCGGGCUCACUUUUCAAAGCCCCGCCGACGCUAGAGCCUUCGACAGAGGAGUGAGGAAAGCCAUCGAGGACCUCAUUGAAGGGUCUACGACUUCCUCGUCAACGCUUCACAAUGAGGCCGAGGUUGGCGAUGAUGAUGUCUUCACUAAUGCUACAGAUAGCUCCUCUAACUCCUCUCAAAAAAGGGAACAGCCUGUGCGAACUCUGGCUUCUCCUGCAUCCUGCGAACAUCGAAGAAUUUGCACUCGUGGACACCUUCACGACCAUUAUAGCUCUGACCACUACCAUCUAGAACAAUCAGUACCGCGAUCCUACCGGCACGUCAACUUUCCAGACGAUGAUGAGGAGAUAGUACGCAUCAAUCCUCGGGAAAAGAUUUGGAUGACUGGAUACGAGGACUAUCGCCAUGCCCCAGCACGAGGAAAAAACUUUGAUCCUGAUGACAUGGACUCCUACGUACGUUUUGCCAAAAGUGAGGCCUCAAAACAUGAAUACACUUAUCCUUACGUAGACAACUCGGACUUUGACCUGGGUGAAGAUAUCAAGGGUGCUGUGAUAAAGACUCAACCUGUCAAAUUCAAGCCCAGGCGGAAGGAAGAUGGUGAGAGGUCACGGUGCGUGUACUGCAGGGACAUGUUCAACCAUGAGGAGAACAAACGGGGUCAAUGCCAGGAUGCUCCAGACCGCGUCAAGACUUGCAUCCAUCGAGUGAGCUGUAUGUGGUGCGCAGACACUAUGCUCUAUCACUGUAUGUCCGAUCCAGAAGGAGACUAUACAGAUCCUUGCUCGUGUGACACCAGUGAUGAAAUGUUUUGCCUCCGGUGGAUGGCCCUUAUCGCCUUGUCUUUCAUUGCUCCAUGUAUGUGCUGUUACUUGCCGCUUCGGGCUUGUUACCACUGUGGGGUCAUGUGCAGGUGCUGUGGUGGAAAACACAAAGCUGCUGGAUGACUACAGAUGCAUUUGAAGUGUUACAUUUUUCCUGUAGUUCAAAGAACACAUUGGUUUUGGAGCAUUGAGAUCACUCAUUUUGAUGCAGCCACUGUGCCCAACAGCAUCCAGAAACCACCAGUUCGGAUCGCUUUACAUUUGGUUGUCUGGGGCUCACACUGCAUUGAUUUGCUCAUCAAGUGUUCUAGCUAACUAACCUACAGCAUAGACUUUUGUAUUAUUAAUCUGUAAUCAAAACAGACUGUCUUGUACAUGUUUAUUUUAUUUUAUUUUUUUUCAGUUAAAAUGAGUUUGAGAAAAGAACUGCUUUAAAUGGUGGUGGAUUGUAGAACAUCUCCAGGUUGUGUCCGUCUUGCCUCCGCUUGUGCGGUACCAUCGACAUGUUAGCAAGCUUUGGCAUUUCUAGAAACAGGGUGGUGUAGUGAAUGAAAUAUCACUUGGAAGAUACUUUAACUUGCUGUCAAGUUAUUGUGUGUGUAUAGAAGGUGUGCUAGUAACAAACUUGUACCACAACACAGUAUUUCUGUCACUGGUUUUCUUUGGGGUUUUUGUUCUGUUUUCCAAAGCCAAAAUAGCCAUCUAAGCUGCAGUUUCUCUUCUAGAGUCCAUCGUCAUUUCCUUCAGCAAACAUCUUAAAUUAUUUCUCUGUUCGUAAAGCUCUGUGAACAGAAAGCAAGGCUCCGUUACCAUAGUCACAUAACCAUUGCGAAUCUGGUAGUUCUCCUUACCUGUAAUCAUUUCAGACCACUACUUGAAAGGGAAACUUAAAUUUUAGGGUUUUCUUUUUUCCCUAAAUAACAUUGGAAAAAUAAAACUGUGUUUUCAGAGUUCUGCCCAAAAGAAGGGAACUUCUUCAUUAGCUAGCCAUGUAAUGAUCUGUGAAUAAAACACUAAGGUCCCAGAUGAGGAAAAUUGUCGUUAUGCAAAGAUUUACUAACAAUGCAAUGUCAAAAGCACUAUUAUGGCAAUUCUGGGGAAAUGCUGCAUUAAGUGGUGGAUUAUAUGGAAAAUUGUAUUUGUUUGUUUAUUUUCUGCAUAAUACAUGAGCCUGAGAACAUACGUGUCCACGGUAGAAACUACAUUUAGCAAUCUAAACAAGUAUUUAAAAUCAAAAGCCAGGAUGUUAACCACCACUUCCAUUUCCUGACUUGCGGUCCCAGUCCUCCAGAUGCUUACACGUGUCUCGACGUAUUGCGUGUGCAACUGGUGUUUCUGUGAGUCUGUGUGUAGGAUUAAGCAUGUGAGUCUUUGCAGGAGCCAGACCGAAGCGUCUCCCUGGCUUUCCCCUCCCCAGUUCACCACCCAGAUUUAUCAAGUGGAUGCAUAAGGUGCAUACAGCAGGAUAAGAUUACUUUAAUUUUUUUUUUUAAUGUCAUGUUGUCUUGUGUACAAGGCUUGUAAUUAGCUUGGAAAAAGAGUAUUUUUCUAAUAUAUUACAAGGAAUAGCCAAAUAAUUUUUAUUAAAAAAAAAAUUUAGCGCAGUGAGCUCUAACUAGCAUAGUACAAUCUGAAUACUUUGAGGCAGCUAGGGAUUGGCUUGUCAAAGCUGGCACUGCUGUUCCUGCCAUAAUUUCUUUCUGCAGUAAAUUGCCAGUGGGCGCAUGUCCUUUCCCUCCCUCUAUUGCACAUUGACAUCAGUCUUAAAAGAGAGGAAUUUUUUUUUUUAAUUAAUUUGCCAAAUAAACCUAAAAGGAACGCUUGCCAUUCUUUCUUGGUGGAAUGUCCCAACGGUUCCUCUGAGAGUUAAUCACAGCUUUUUAGUCAAACAUGAAUUAAGUAUGCAAUGUGCUUAUACACUAUAGAGUUUGGUAGGCUUAAUUCGUAGCAGUUGCUGGGGAUUUUUUCGGUUGGGAAAAAAAAAGAA